GGUCUGCGCUGCGUCGUCGUGGGCGCGAGCAACCAUGUGGGGCGCCCCAUGAUGCUCGAGCUCCUGCUGAACGGCGCCUCGGUGCAGAUUGUUCACAGGUUCACGCAGAAUCUGGAGGAGGUGGUUCGGGACGCCGAGUGCCUCAUCGUCGCCUGCGGCAAGCCCGGCCUGGUGAAGGGCGAGUGGAUACGGCCGGGCGCCGUCGUCAUCGACGUGGGCAUCAACAGACUGGAGAGCGGCAAGCUCGUUGGCGACGUGGACUUCGAGUCUGCGAAGCAGCGCGCGGGCUGGAUCACCCCGGUGCCUGGCGGCGUCGGGCCGAUGACGGUGGCGAUGCUGCUGCGCAACACGGUCACGGCGUACGAUGCCCACAUGACAGGGGGGAAUCGGUGCGUCCCGGGCGGCGCGUGAGGCUGCGGGCCCGCGGUCUUGCGUUUGGUUUUUGUUUUUUUUGGUGUGUGUGUGUGUGUGUGUGUUGUUGCUCGCAUGCCCGCGGCAACCUCUGCCUUUUUCGGGUUUCUGGGGCACUGAGGUGCUCCAGCAUUCUAGCAUGUUUCAACUCUUGAGGCACGUCUAGUGAGCGCAUGGUCACAAGUAGAUGACCAUGUCGCCUCGAAGGUCUGCCUGCGUCGCCUUCUUGUUAGCCUCUCGCCCAGCUUUCCGCCGCGCCCCCACCCAUCUCCGCCGAACGUCCCCCCCUCUCUCUCUGUC
Messenger RNA from Prorocentrum cordatum, 711 nucleotides. NCBI's taxonomy places the organism in Eukaryota, Dinophyceae, Prorocentrales, Prorocentraceae. The record is from the annotation of a GenBank genome assembly.